AUGGGUUGGUUUACCAAGUUUCUAAAGGGUUCCAACCAUAAAUAUUCGGGACGAGGGUACGAAGGGAAAUAUGGACAUGACAGAGAUUCGAGUAAUCGUGAUGGUUCUGUGGAUGAUUUGACUGAUAUUGAGAGAGAAGAAAUUGAUCGCGCAAUUGCGCUUUCCCUUUCAGAGGAAGAUUAUAAAGGGAAAAAAGUUGUAGAGGAUGACUCUGAAUCUGAAUCUGAAGAUGAUGAACUGUGUCCACUCGAUGACGAAGAAGAUGACCAUGUUGGUGAUGAUAAGCAAGAUGAAGAUGACCAUGUUGGUGAUGUUAAGCAAGAUGAAGAUGACCAUAUAGCUAAAAUUCAACAGGAUGAAGAUACGAGUCUCGACGAAGUUCAACUUGAGGAAGAUGAACAACUUGCCAGGGCAAUUCAAGAAAGUUUGAGCAUUGGUUCACCUCCUCGAUCUCACACUGAUUCUAUAUUUCAGCCUUUUACAAACCUCUUUCCACCUGUAUACAGAAUCUGUGCUGGCUGCAAUGCCGAGAUUGGCCAUGGACGAUUUUUGAGUUGCAUGGGUGCUGUUUGGCAUCCAGAAUGUUUUUGUUGCCAUGCUUGCAAACUUCCAAUCACUGAUUAUGAGUAUUCCAUGUCUGGAAAUCGCCCUUACCAUAAAUUGUGCUAUAAGGAGCUGCAUCACCCAAGGUGUGAUGUUUGCAAGAUCUUUAUUCCACAAAAUUCAGCCGGACUCAUUGAGUAUAGAGCGCAUCCUUUCUGGCUGCAGAAAUAUUGUCCAUCGCAUGAGCGUGAUGGCACUCCUCGUUGUUGUAGCUGUCAGAGAAUGGAGUCAACGGACACAAAAUAUCUGUUGCUCGACGAUGGUCGAAAGCUGUGCCUUGAAUGUCUUGACUCGGCUAUUAUGGAUACUCAUGAAUGCCAACCUCUCUAUCUUGAAAUACAAGAAUUUUAUGAAGGUUUGCAUAUGAAAAUAGAGCAGCAAAUUCCUAUGCUUUUGGUUGAGAGACAAGCGCUGAAUGAAGCCAUGGAAGGGGAAAAGAAUGGUCAUCACCACUUACCUGAAACUCGAGGACUUUGCUUGUCAGAAGAGCAAACUAUCCCCACUAUUUUAAGGAGACCGAGUAUCGGAGCAGGCUACCGUGUCAUAGAUAUGAUAACCGAGCCUUUUAGGCUGAUACGUCGGUGCGAAGUGACAGCGAUACUUGUAUUGUAUGGCCUUCCUAGGUUAUUGACAGGAUCAAUCCUGGCUCAUGAAAUGAUGCAUGCUUGGCUUAGACUUAAAGGCUAUGGCAAUCUUAGGCCAGAAGUUGAAGAAGGAAUAUGCCAAGUCUUAGCUCAUAUGUGGUUAGAUUCAGAGAUCUAUUCUGGCUCCGGAAGUGAAGAAGCAUCUUCAUCGUCUUCUUCUUCGUCGUCUUCAUCGUCACCUUCCUCGACCUCAUCAAAGAAGGGUAAACGGUCGGAUUUUGAAAAGGAACUUGGUAAAUUUUUUAAACACCAGAUCGAGUCAGAUAGCUCACCGGCCUAUGGAGAUGGAUUCAGAGAGGGUAACCAGGCAGUGCUUAAGUACGGACUUAGAAGAACCCUCGACCACAUCCGAAUCACCGGAAGUUUUCCGUAA
This is a messenger RNA of Lathyrus sativus (Indian pea), 1620 nucleotides long. The record is from the annotation of a GenBank genome assembly. Lineage: Eukaryota; Viridiplantae; Streptophyta; Magnoliopsida; Fabales; Fabaceae.